This is a messenger RNA of Pochonia chlamydosporia 170, 645 nucleotides long. Its product is annotated as CHD5 domain-containing protein. Lineage: Eukaryota; Fungi; Ascomycota; Sordariomycetes; Hypocreales; Clavicipitaceae. Gene Ontology annotation, cellular component: GET complex. The record is from RefSeq and is a predicted model, not a curated record. The coding region runs from base 1 to 645 and encodes 214 amino acids. Gene Ontology annotation, biological process: tail-anchored membrane protein insertion into ER membrane. The transcript is spliced from 3 exons.
AUGACGACUAUCCUGUUUCUCAUUUUUGCCGUUGAGGUGGUGGCCCAGUUCAUCAACGCCGUGGGCGCGGCACAGAUUAACAAUCUGCUAUGGACCUUGAUCAACUACCUCCCCGUAUCGACUUCCAAAGCAGCCGCCGAACAGCGCAAGCUCCAGGCCGAGUACCUCAAGGUCCGUCGGGACCUCAACGCCACGAGCAGCCAGGAUGAGUUUGCGAAAUGGGCCAAGCUGCGUCGUCAACAUGACAAGCUGUUGGAGAAGCUCGAUGCAUCUAAGAAAGGAAUGGAGGCUUCGAGAGCCAGAUUCGACAACUACCUCACGGCGAUUCGAAUGCUCAUCACCAAAGUACCGCAGUACUUCCUCCCCUUCUGGUACGGCAAGGAGCCCAUGUUCUGGCUGCCGUACGGCUGGUUCCCAUACUACGCCGAAUGGAUCAUAUCAUUCCCCCGUGCGCCGCUGGGUAGUGUCAGCGCCCCGUCAUGGCAACUCGCUUGCUCUGGCGUGAUUACCCUCCUCAGCGAGAUCAUCAUGUUUCUCGGGAGGCAGAUCUUUGCUGGGCCUAAAGAAAAGGUAGCUCAGCCGGCUGGGAAGGCGACGCAGCCUGGGAAGCAGACUGCAGAGAAGUCUGAGAAGAAGGAAUUAUAG